This is a messenger RNA of Engraulis encrasicolus (European anchovy), 3322 nucleotides long. RefSeq names its product protein kinase N1b (gene pkn1b). The transcript has 22 exons. Lineage: Eukaryota; Metazoa; Chordata; Actinopteri; Clupeiformes; Engraulidae. Gene Ontology annotation, molecular function: small GTPase binding; protein serine/threonine kinase activity; ATP binding. Gene Ontology annotation, cellular component: nucleus; cytoplasm. Gene Ontology annotation, biological process: signal transduction; protein phosphorylation. The record is from RefSeq and is a predicted model, not a curated record. Bases 272 to 3133 code for a protein of 953 amino acids.
GGUGGGGCUCAAUCUCUCUCAUCAUCAGUCUUCUUCUCACUUUCUUUUAAUGAUACUUCUGACACACUUUUCCUGCGUGUUCCUGGAUGAGGCCCAAAUGGUUUAUUCCACAUACUUGUGUGUUUAAGUAAGGAAGAUUAAGGGUUUGGGGGCGGGUGGCAGAAACAGCGGUUCAGACCUUUCCGAGUAGGUCUGAAGGGCAAGUGAGUGUGUGAGCGAGUCAGUGAGAGGUAGUGUUGAGGAGGACUACAGGGCAGUUGUUUGUCGGGCCAUGGCAAGCGAGGGGACGAGAAGUGAGUCCCCCACAGAGCAAGAUGUCUGCAGCCUUCCCAGCGACACCGGCGAGCAUGACCCACUGAGUGACCCUGAUGGCCUCUCGGUGCUGGAGCAGCUGGGUCUGGACCAGAGUUCAGACCUGUCGGACUCCAGCGUUCAGCAGCGGCUGGAGGAGCAGCGCGAGCGCAUACGCCGGGAGAUCCGCAAGGAGCUGAAGAUCAAGGAGGGGGCGGAGAACCUGCGGCGGGCCUCCACGGACAAGAGGCAGGCCCAGCAGGUGGACAGCCAGCUCAGGUCCUCCGGCCGCAAGCUGGACACCCUCCACGCACAGCUCCAGGAGCUCGACGCCCACAUAGUGGUCAAGGGCCAGGAUGCCGACAGCAGAGGAGAUGACCCCCACUCUCCGGGGACGGUCAAUCGCUCGACGGCGAACGAGGACCGCAUUGCUGCGCUACAGCGGCAGCUGAACAUUGAGCUGAAAGUGAAGCAGGGGGCCGAGAACAUGAUCCCCAUCUACGCCAACGGAGCCGCCAAGGACAAGAAGCUGCUGCAGGCGGCCCAGCAGAUGCUGCAGGACAGCAAGACCAAGAUCGACAUCAUCCGCAUGCAGAUCCGCAAGGCCAUGCAGGCCACCGAGCAGAACGAGGACACACAGGGCAACUCAGACGUGUGUGGUGUGGAGCUGCGUAUUGAGGAGCUGUGGCAUCACUACCGCGUGGAGCACGCCAUGGCCGAGGGGGCCAAGAACAUCCUGAGGAUACUGGGGGCCGGCAAGGCGCAGGACAAGAAGGCCAUGUCCGAGGCCCACUCACGUCUGAGUGAGUCGUCUCAGCGUCUGGACCUGCUGCGCGAGGCCCUGGAGCAGCGUCUGGGGGAGCUGCCUGAGGACCACCCCAAGGCCUGCCUCAUCAAGGAGGAGCUGGCCCUGGCCUCCUCCUCCGCCUUUAGCUCGCACCAGGGCGCCCCCUACGUCCACAACCAGUACAGCACCCUCAGCCGCCCAUCGCCACUCACAGGCAUGCUUCAGGUGCGUCUGCUGGGCUGCGUGGGUCUUCUGGACGUGGUGCCGGGCCGCAGCAAGGGGAACCCUCUGGCGCUGCCCAACUACAACUGUGGGGACGGCCGGCCCUUUAAGCUGAGCCUCUACAGCCGCUCCGGCAGCAGCCUCAGCAUCAAGCUGCCCGGCAAGAGCGACGACACCUCCAACGAGGUGAGCGCGGUGCUGAAGCUGGAGAACUCGGUGGUGGGCCAGACGUGCUGGAAGGGCGUGGGGGAGAGCUGCUGGGACCAGACCUUCUCCGUGGAGCUGGAGAGGUCUCGGGAGAUGGAGAUUGCGGUGUACUGGAAAGACUACCGCUCGCUCUGCGCCCUCAAGUACCUGAAGCUGGAGGAGUUCCUGGACAACCAGAGACACCGAGUGCAGAUGGACCUGGAGCCCAAGGGGCAGCUACUGGCAGAGGUAACAUUCUUUAACCCAGUCAUCGAGAGGGGUCGGCGUCUUCAGAGGCAGAAGAAGGUCUUCUCUAAACAGCAGGGUAAGAUGUUCCUGAGAGCUCAGCAGAUGAAUGUGGACAUCGCCACCUGGGUGCGGCUACUGAAGAACGCCAUCCCCACCGGAAACACCACCUCCAGCUUCACGCCCAACUCCAGCCCCCACAACACUGGGGAGAUCUCCAUAGAGAAGCUGAGUCUAGAUGAGUCGUCUCCAAGAAGUGCUGACAUCAGGAGAGACUCCGACACACACCAUCCGGAGCCCUUGCCAGUAAUAGAACCCUUCUCUCCACCGGAUCUCGGCCCUGAGAGACGAGGCAGAACCUGCUCCCAAGGCUCACAGCGAAGGCAGAGCAAAGGCCCUCUUUGUCUGCAAGACUUCCGACUGGUGGCUGUACUGGGCAGGGGCCAUUUUGGCAAGGUGCUGCUGUCAGAGUAUAAGAAGAGCGGCUGUCUGUACGCCAUCAAAGCACUGAAGAAGGGAGACAUAGUGGCCCGCGAUGAGGUGGAGAGUCUGAUGUGUGAGAAGCGCAUCUUUGAGACGGUGAACAGCUGCCGCCACCCCUUCCUGGUCAACCUGUUUGCCUGUUUCCAGACGCCGGAGCACGUGUGCUUCGUCAUGGAGUACACGGCCGGCGGAGACCUCAUGAUGCACAUCCACGCUGACGUCUUCUCAGAGCCUCGCGCCAUGUUCUAUGCGGCUUGCGUGGUGCUGGGCCUGCAGUUUCUUCAUGACAAUAAGAUUGUGUAUCGAGACCUCAAGCUGGACAAUCUCCUAUUGGACACGGAUGGCUAUGUUAAAAUAGCAGACUUUGGCCUUUGCAAAGAGGGGAUGGGCUAUGGGGACAGGACCAGUACGUUCUGUGGUACUCCUGAGUUCCUGGCCCCUGAGGUCCUGACUGACACGUCCUACACGCGGGCCGUGGACUGGUGGGGGCUGGGGGUGCUGGUCUAUGAGAUGCUGGUGGGAGAGUCUCCGUUCCCGGGUGACGAUGAGGAGGAGGUGUUUGACAGCAUAGUGAAUGAUGAGGUGCGCUACCCUCGCUUCCUCUCCACGGAGGCCAUCGGCAUCAUGAGACGGCUGCUAAGGCGGAACCCAGAGAGGCGAUUAGGCUCGGGAGAGAAAGACGCAGAGGAUGUAAAGAAGCAGCCCUUCUUCCGGACCAUGGACUGGGACGCGCUGCUGAAACGGCGCCUGUCUCCGCCCUUCGUGCCCGCCAUCGGCAACCCGGAGGACGUCAGCAACUUCGACGCCGAGUUCACCACGGAGGCCCCGUCCCUGACGCCGCCCCGCGAGAGGCGCACGCUCUCCCGCAAGGACCAGGACUGCUUCAAGGACUUUGACUACGUGUCUGACCUGUGUUGAGGGGGGAUGGAGGACCCCUGGGGGGAGGAUGGAGGACGCCGUCGAGUCUCACCCCCGCGAGAGGAGGGUUGGAGGGGGAGUGAGGAAGAGGAGUGGUGGGCGAUGUGUCCUGUGCUAUGUGUCCUGAGCUGGGAUGUUUUAAAGGAGGAGAACACCCCCCUCCCCCCAUGAAUUGACCCUCGCCCAGGG